This is a messenger RNA of Helobdella robusta, 606 nucleotides long. RefSeq lists its product as hypothetical. The record is from RefSeq and is a predicted model, not a curated record. The transcript is spliced from 5 exons. Lineage: Eukaryota; Metazoa; Annelida; Clitellata; Rhynchobdellida; Glossiphoniidae. Bases 1 to 606 code for a protein of 201 amino acids.
AUGCAGUGUUUGCUCAUUGAAACGUACAUGUUACAUUUUAAUUUUGAAACCAAAUCAGCAAGAAAUGGUUUAUUUAAACAAGAAGAAGAAAGCAAAACAACGACAUCAUAUGUUGAAUUGCUGAAACAUCGGCAGCACAAUGAACAUCAACAAACAACUGCAACAUCAACAUCAACAAAAAAAGCAAUAUCAUUCAUCCAACUGGAAUUUCUUGUCUUUCAAUUGCGGAACUAUUACGGACAUUACGCAAGGCUGAAAGUAGGCAUUGGCAUACGUGAAGAAGUGCAUUUGCAACUUGCAUCUCGGUUAUCACGUCACAGAGUUUGCUUGAGUCUCCUCCAUUUUUUUUUCUUUAAACAAAUACAUCUGAGGACAUAUCAACUGUUUGUACUGGGUGUCGAUAUUUUAACGCUAUCAGUAAAUCUCAGUUACGUCUCUAUCACGUAUAACUACAACAGAGCUGAGAUAUCAGAACACGAAGAAAAAUAUAAACAACGAUCAUUUGAACGCGAGACAGAUGGGACAGCGCUCCACUUGAAAAUUGAAUUAAUUGAAACUCUUGAAAUACUUGACAACAUCGGAACGAGAGCUUCAUUACUGCAAUGA